GCCAGAGUUCCAAAUUUUGAACUUUAAGGUAUUUAUUCAAUCUAGUAAACGGUAUAGGCGAUCAGAAAGCCUGGUUUCACUCCCCUACCUCCGGAGCGCCACAUAAAUAAUUGCAACGCUCGCCUCCCCUACAACAUUUGAUCCGCAGUGCAAUUCAGACCCAUCAGACUGCUUUUGGCCAUGAGCAAAAAAGCCAAAGGUCCUCUGAAAAUUUUACCGCCAAGAGGUCCUUCCGACAUGGCUAAACCCGUAUCGGGCCAACGACCUGUAUCUCCGAAUUCUUCCAAAGACAACGCUGCAUCAGAGUCUGAUGUCGACAAGGUUGUAAGCGCAACUGGAGAUUUCCUGUCCCAGCCGCCAUCUGCCCCUGUCUGGUCUAUGCGUUCCUACUGGCCCACGUCGUUUAGACCCGGCACAAGCUCUGAGAUCAAGGAUAAGGAGAUUUCGCAGCCAGCCAAACUUCUUUCAAACACUCUUCACAACUCAGACAAUCACACUGAUGCCAUCUUGUUCAAACCUCAUAUUGCCGGCGAAGAGGUGCCGUCAAAUGCUGUAGACACCUCCAAAGCCUCGAACAUUAUCGUCCCAGAGAUAGCCCACGUCUUGCCGAAGUAUUCUCUCUUGGGUAGUAUGUAUAGCUUUGUAUCCGAGAAACUUCACACACCCACCAAUGAACCCCACUUGUUUCAUAUGCCCAACCCUACGCUCAAGCCCAUUAAGCGCGUCCUCAUCAUUGGGGUGCACGGCUUCUUCCCCAACAAGUUUUUGAGACCGAUCAUUGGCCAUCCGACAGGCACAUCGUUCAAAUUUAUCGACGAAGCCGAAAAAGCCAUCGUGAACUAUUUCCAUUCGCAUGAAGGCGUUGACAUUGAGAAUUUGGUGAUACAGAAAAUUGCGCUAGAAAAAGAGGGCAAGAUUUUUGACCGCGUGGACUUUUUCUUCAACUUGAUGUACAAGUGGCGCGACGAUGUGCUCAAGGCUGAUUUCAUCUACAUCGCGGCGCAUUCACAGGGUGUCCCCGUUACUACUAUUUUGUUGGGAAAACUCAUCUCCCUGGGGUUCUUCGAAGGUAGCUCACCGAAACAGAAGAUUGGCAUCUUGGGGAUGGCUGGGAUCAACAAUGGUCCCUUCUUUGGCAUGGACCAGGCAUUGUUUGUGAAGUUGUACAAGACAUUGGAGAAUGAGAGCUUGUUGGAGUUGUUUGAGUUCCAGAAGAUGGGGACCUUGCAAUCAGCCAAGUUAUUGGAGAGCUUGAAGAUUGUGAUUAACUACAAUGUGAAAAUCUGCUAUGUUGCCUCCUUAAACGAUCCCUUGGUGCCUGUUUACAGUGCGCUUAACUUGGAGUACAACCAUGCCAAUAUCUAUCGCGGAAUCUUUAUCGACGAAAACCCAUCCACCACCUCUCCGUUCUUGAAAAAGUUGCUCGAAAUGAACCUCAACUUGCUCAACACAGGCCACAAAGACCACGGGUUGCUAAAAAAUCUCUCCAAGUUCUUGCAGGGGCCUUUAACAGGGUCUGGGCACUCUACCCUCUACGGAGACUCCAACGUCUACCAGUCAAGCUUGCAGUUUAUCCUCGAAACAACCACGGGGUCAUCCAGCAAAGACAACAGCAAGAAUAAUGUCUUGGCAAUCACCAUGGCGUCUGGGCACGAGCAGUUUGAGGCAAGAAAGUUGUCACAGCAAGGCGGGAAUCCGUAUAUCACACCAUGGUGUUUACGGGGGAUGCUCACCGAGUAUGGUGAAACCUACGGAAAUAAAGAAGGCACGCAAGGGGAGAUGGAUCUUGCAGAGUUAGUUGACGUGUUCGACACGUGGAAGCCGGAAGAAAAGAGUUUGAAACAGUUGAAAUACUCGUUGAGCGGGUUAAAGGCUAAAUUAUAGGACUAUAGGUAACUAUGACGGAUACAUGCUCCUUUAAAAGUAUCAUAAACGUAGG
Babjeviella inositovora NRRL Y-12698 is the source of this 1939-nucleotide messenger RNA. RefSeq lists its product as uncharacterized. The record is from RefSeq and is a predicted model, not a curated record. Lineage: Eukaryota; Fungi; Ascomycota; Pichiomycetes; Serinales. The transcript has a single exon. The coding region runs from base 238 to 1884 and encodes 548 amino acids.